AUGACAGGCUGCGGGAGACGAGGGACCGCAUCCUUCAGGAGCUCUGGGUCCCAUCCUCAGAAGGUGUACCACAGCAACCGGAGCAGGAGGAAACACGUAGGACAGAUGCAUUUGCUGGAAGGACCCAUCCCAGAAACCACUGUCCAGGUGCUUGAGGCCAUGCUCAAAUUUCCACCAAGCACUAGUUUGCCGAAUUACUCCCUUACAAUGGCAGAGAGGUCACAUGGAUCCAGCAACUCCCCGGGAGGCCAAGAAAAGAGCAGGAGAGAGAUCCUGAGGUCCACCAAGAGGGCAUGGGCUCGCCUAGAUCAGCAGCUGCCACCUGGCUCUGAGGAGGAAAGCCAGGGUCUCACCAUCCCCCUGCUGGAAGAUACCAAACAAGCAAGUAUUCAGCAGUGGCUGGACUCUGGAUUCUUGGUCUCUGUAAAUGAAAACUUUCAGCAAGACAUCGACCACACUGUUUCUGUGCGUGAACAAGGGAUGGUGUGCAUGACCGUGACGGACUACAUGAGGUAGGUGUCAGUGUCACUCUGCUCCAACUCUCUGCAUCCGUUUUCAGAAACUCCCCUUUCUAGAGGGACCAGUUUCAACUCUUGCCAUUCUACUGCAAGUAUACCACAAAGCAUUCCUGAAUGGCUGGAAUUUUGGGAAAAAGAUCCAGUGGAGAUUCUCUUGGAUCUGGGGUUUGGUGCAGAUGAGCCAGACAUCUGCACUCAAAUCCCAGCCAGAUUUCUGGAUUGUGGCUCAGCAGCCAGAGGAAUCAACCAGGUUUUUCUUGAAGCUCAGAAGCAGCGAAUGGACAUUGAGAACCCGGACUUGUGCGGUCGUUUCCGACAACUAGACAUCCUGGACCAUGUAGCCAAUGCCUUCUCAUCUUUGCUGAAUGAUGUUAACAUCCUGCAGAAUAAAGCUGAAGAGAAAUAUGGAGGGGGAAAUGUGCAAGGAACCUCAGUGAGUGAGGCCCAAGAACAUCGAAGAAGAAUGGGUGGACUUUUUAGGAGAGCUUCAAAGCAGAGUAUUGCAAAGGACUGCAGCUCAGAAGUGUCAGAGUCAUUGAAGAUAAGGGGCAAAUUUUCCAUUGCCUCUGCAAAAUCAGGAGAAUAUGGAGCAGAAUUAGCAGCUGUGACAAACAACCAUGACCAAAGUCAUUUGUGUCCUUCAGCAGAACACUCGUCUCUCCAAGCCUGUGAUGACUUGGUACCUUGUCAUUCUCCCCAAGCUCUUCUGGGCAAGCAAUGGCCUCACCCAUCCACGCUGGCCAAGAGGGCUCCUCCUUCCUAUAUGUCUGAGCGGUCAGUCAAGGACAGAACUCAGAAGGUGAACUCGAUCCAAGCUAACAAGCUCAAGAACUUCUCUCGUCUUGCAGGCAAAGUACCAGACUCCUUUGAAAUGGAAGAGGUCCAGAGCUUUGAGGAAGAGACGGGUAAUCCUCUUGACAUGACUUCAGGAAUUGCAGGUGCCACAGUGAACAGAGAAAACAGCUGCCAGUCUGACAGCAGCGGGUUCCUGGAUGAACCACCAGAACCACUGCCCCUGCAGAUGCCUUCCUUGCCAAGCAGCCAGAGUCCUGCUGAGGAUGGAUAUAGACAGCCGAGGGAUCAGAGCCAGCAUGCAGUCUCACCCCAGGGCUGCCAACCAGAGUCAGAUGAGUCUGAUUACAAGGGUAUGGUGAGCACAUCCUUUCCAUAUCAAGGCUGGAGUCUCUUGGAAGAAAAGGCCUCGAUACAAAUGGCGGAGAAAGAGUCUCAGUUUGAGGAUAUGGAGGAGCCACCACAGCCACUGACUCCGGACAGUGCCCUUCACAGGACCACCAGAGGGGGAGAGCCCUUGGGGAAAGAGAGCCACGUGAGGCAGCCCCCACCCAUGCCCCCAACUGAAUGUGAGACUGUGGUGGGCACAGUCACCUCCACACGUGAUUGUCCUCUGGGGUUUAUGGCGACAAAAAUGAAGGAUGGGUUUUUCAUCACAAAAAUGAAGGAUGGGUUGCUGAAGCCUGAGGGGCCUGGGGAAACACAUGUGCAAAGCCACUGCUGCGAGUUCCAAAGAUCACCUGGAAUGGAACCUGCCCACAACAAGUUCCUCCAUGUUGACUCUGAGGCCCCAACCGAAGAAGAAGGCAGUAAAACUUAUUCUGACACCAACAGUAUCUUACCGAUGGGAGAAAGUCCACCACAGCACGUCCCCAAGCCCAGUAACAUCGUGCCCUAUACAGUUGACCUCAUUCAAAUAUCCGAAAAGUCCAUUCCCCACCUAGGCAAACUGGCUGGAGAUACUCCCCAAGCAAAGCCAACAUUUAGUGCUUUGGGUCAAAUACCACCUAGGGCAGAAUCUGAGAUGGAAGACCUUCCUCCAAAUGCUGACUCAAACACUGUUAGCUCCAAGGCUGUGACGGUCCAGAUGUCCUCCAAUCUGGCAUCGGCUGCUCAGAAUGCUGUGGCUCUGGGGACUGAUUCUAAAGGAACAACUUUAGAAUGCACUCUGUGUGACCCUGUCCCCACAACAGAACCAGGACUGGAGACAGAAUCAAGACAGUGCAGUGAUGUUUCCAUUCAGACCUAUAUACGUGAGCCUAGGCCCUGGCAUUGCUGUUCGGCCCCAAGUCUCACCAAAUCUGCCUCUCUAGACACAGGCUUCCCUCGUAUCUACCCAGCGGGCAUCAGCCAUGCCGUACCCGCUCACUGCUGUGUCUGCUGUCAUCACUGUUCCUACUGCCACUCAGAGAGGCAGAGCCCCAACCCUGCGCCCUCAGCCUGUAGGCACUGCCCAUGCUUCCAUAAUCAUCUGGAGGCCCAGUUCAUGAAGACUUUGAACGUCUUUCAGGACACUACAGUGAGGGAGUUGUGUUCUUGCACAGUCAAGGAGAUGGAAGCCAUGAAGACGGUGUGCCAGUGUUUCCGGGAGCAUUUAGAGGAAAUUGAACGGCACCUUACAAGACAGCAGGCACUCUUUUACAGGGACAUGUCAGAGGAGGAAAGGGAAGAGGCAGAGCAACUGCAGACUCUACGCCAGGCCCUGCGGCAGCAGGUGGAGGAGCUGGAGUUUCAGUUAGGAGACCGGGCUCGGCAAAUCAAAGACGAGAUUCUAUUGCAGUUUGAGCUUCUCACAGAGGAACAAUGGAAACACUAUACAAAUCUGCAUCACUGUAACUGGACAGAAGAAAACGAUGGCGAGACUUCGUGUGCUAAAAUCCACUCAGCCAUGGCCUCCCGGGUUGCCUUUCUUCUGGACGAAUACCAGCAGGUUCCCGGCUCAAGCGUGACCCAUACGGCUACCUGUUUUCCACCCACCUGGAAGAGCAACACCAGGAUGUCUCCUCUAGCUCAGGCUGAGUCAGGUCCAGUCCCUUUGUCAAAUUGUCCUAUUGGAGGAAAGGAUACAAAUGACUUCCUCUAGAUCAGAGCCGUUUUGAUGACCUUCCUGCAAAACAUAAGAGCACAUUCUCACCAGACAAGGAAAUCUAAAUUUCCCCCCAAAAGGUGUCUAUCA
Molecule: messenger RNA, 3486 nt
Organism: Lynx canadensis (Canada lynx)
Lineage: Eukaryota; Metazoa; Chordata; Mammalia; Carnivora; Felidae
Gene: ITPRID1
Product: ITPR interacting domain containing 1
Molecular function (GO): signaling receptor binding
Source: RefSeq, a predicted model, not a curated record